AUGUCUGUGAGAGAAAAUGAUGACAAAACUACACAAAUUUCGGAAACCACACCAGUUUCGACAACUGCACCAGCAUGUAAAAUCAUCGAAGAAAUCUUAACAUCCCAAGAGAUUGAUGAAAAAUUAACAAUUGUUGUUAAGUUUGUAGACAUUGAAGAACCUCAGCUAAUAUUAGCAGAACAAUUCAAUCUUCUGUAUCCACAAGAAAUAAUUGCAUUUUACGAAGCACGUCUUAAGUUCUGUAGAUUUCCGCCUAUGGAACAUUAA
Molecule: messenger RNA, 267 nt
Organism: Macrosiphum euphorbiae (potato aphid)
Lineage: Eukaryota; Metazoa; Arthropoda; Insecta; Hemiptera; Aphididae
Source: the annotation of a GenBank genome assembly